Molecule: messenger RNA, 2043 nt
Organism: Chionomys nivalis (European snow vole)
Lineage: Eukaryota; Metazoa; Chordata; Mammalia; Rodentia; Cricetidae
Gene: Adck5
Product: aarF domain containing kinase 5
Exons: 14
Coding region: 10-1908 (632 amino acids)
Source: RefSeq, a predicted model, not a curated record
CCGGUGCGCAUGCGCGCUGCCUGCUCUCUUGCGGGGUCGGCUGGGGACCAGGGACAUCUGCGGCGAAACCAAGAGGAGACCGCUGCCGGGGACAUGUGGCGGCCGAUGCGACUGUGCCACUUCCACUCCGCUCUGCUGCAGAGCAGGCAGAAGCCCUGGCCGUGCCCUGCCAUAUUCUUCAGGAGGAACUUCAAGAGCCCACUGCCCAGGACUUCAAGAACCAGGCUGCUGUGGAGGAGGACACUCUCUGCCACUGUGGUGGGGGUGCCUUUGCUCCUCGGAGCCCGCUAUUCCAUGGCAGAGGCGCAGGAGAAGAGGAAACUGCGACUCGCGGUAGAUGGCAUUGGGCGCUUUGGCAGGUCUCUGAAGGUUGGUCUCCUCAUUUCCCUGGACUACUGGUGGUGCGCAAAUGUUGUCCUCCAAGGAGUGGCGGAGAACAGCCCGGAGUACGUGGAGGUGAUGUCUGCGUGUCACCAGCGUGCGGCUGACGCCCUGGUGGCAGGAGCCAUCCACAAUGGAGGCCUCUACGUGAAACUGGGUCAAGGGCUGUGCUCCUUCAACCACCUGCUGCCACCCGAGUACAUCCAGACAUUACGUGUGUUGGAGGACAAAGCUCUUACUCGGGGCUUCCGGGAGGUGGAUGAGUUGUUCCUUGAAGACUUCCAGGCACUGCCUAGUGAGCUCUUCCAGGAGUUCGACUAUCAGCCGAUGGCUGCUGCAAGCCUGGCUCAGGUGCACCGUGCCAAGCUUCAUGAUGGCACCUCUGUGGCUGUCAAGGUACAAUACAUCGACCUACGAGACCGCUUUGAUGGGGAUGUGCACACACUGGAACUCCUGCUGCAGCUCAUAGGGCUCAUGCACCCCAGCUUCAGCUUCAGCUGGGUCCUACAGGAUCUGAAGGGGACCCUGGCCCAGGAGCUGGACUUCGAGAAUGAGGGCCGAAAUGCUGAGCGCUGUGCUCAGGAACUAAAGCACUUCCAUUAUAUUGUUGUCCCUCGGGUGCACUGGGACAAGUCCAGCAAGCGGGUGCUGACAGCUGACUUCUGUGAGGGCUGCAAAGUGAAUGACGUGGAGGCCAUCAAGGAGCAGGGGCUGGCGGUACAGGACGUAGCAAAGAAGCUGAUCCAGGCUUUUGCUGAACAGAUAUUCUACACUGGCUUCAUUCACUCUGACCCCCACCCUGGCAAUGUUCUGGUGCGGAAAGGUCCAGAUGGAAAAGCAGAGCUGGUGCUCCUGGACCACGGGCUCUACCAGUUCCUGGAUGAGAAGGAGCGAUCCUCCCUGUGCCAGCUGUGGCGGGCCAUCAUCCUGAGGGACGAUGCCGCAAUGAAGACACACGCAGCUGCACUUGGGGUACAAGGUAAGGGUGAGUAUUUGUGGAAUAGGCAGAAGCUUGCCACUGUGUACCAAAAGGACCUCCUGCCUUCUCCAGACUACAUGCUGUUCGCUGAGGUGCUCAUGCAGCGACCUGUGCGCCUGGGCCAGCUGUGGGGGUCCCACCUGAUGAGCCGCGAGGAGGCGGCCUACAUGCAGGACAUGGCUCGUGAACACUUUGAAAGCAUAAUGGAAGUGCUCAAGGCACUGCCCCGGCCCAUGCUACUCGUGCUGCGGAACAUCAACACAGUGCGUGCUAUCAACUCAACCCUGGGCACCCCCGUUGACCGCUACUUCCUCAUGGCCAAGAGUGCUGUCUGGGGUUGGAGCCGCCUGGUGGGUGAGGCAUACCACGGCAUUUACAGCUGUAGCCUCUUGCGCCACGUCAAGGUCAUCUGGGAGGCAUUCAAGUUUGAGGUGGCUCUGAGGCUGGAGACCCUUGCCAUGCGGCUCACCGCCAUCCUGUUGCGUGUUCUGGCCCAUCUGGGCUUUGCCCCCAAGGCAGAGGAGGUCUCCCAGUACUUGGAGAUGUAGGUCCCUGCCAGGAUGACAAGGUUGCCAGGGGCCAGCAGAGCUUCCAGCCGGGGCACACCGAGCAGGCCCAGUGCAGAUCUCUCACAAUCCGGGGCCUGGAAUGGGGAACACACUAUGGGGCUCUUAAACACAAUG